AUAUGCUGCUACAAAUCCUGUGUUUGCAUUCUAACAUUGAUGAUAUUACCAUAUUUGAAGAAGAAGGAUUUAAGGGUGUCCUGUUUCAUGUUAAAGUGAAUGUCAGUGAUAUGCAAGAUGCAUUGCUGGAACUGCAUAUUUUCUUUGUAUGUAGCAUAUUCA
Messenger RNA from Funneliformis geosporum, 162 nucleotides. Lineage: Eukaryota; Fungi; Glomeromycota; Glomeromycetes; Glomerales; Glomeraceae. The record is from the annotation of a GenBank genome assembly.